This is a messenger RNA of Quercus lobata, 1071 nucleotides long. Its product is annotated as alpha/beta-Hydrolases superfamily protein. The transcript is spliced from 4 exons. NCBI's taxonomy places the organism in Eukaryota, Viridiplantae, Streptophyta, Magnoliopsida, Fagales, Fagaceae. Bases 106 to 1017 code for a protein of 303 amino acids. The record is from RefSeq and is a predicted model, not a curated record. Gene Ontology annotation, molecular function: catalytic activity.
AAGUCCUUUUCCUCAGAUUCAGAAACAAUUCUCAAUCUUUAAUCCAUAUUUAAAUCAUUCCCAGGAUUUGAAUCUUUCCAUAUAUAUAUAUAUAUAUAUAUAUAUAUGUCUCCCAUUAAGCUGUCCAAAUGGUUUAGUUUUACAGCUUCAAGGGAUUGGUUCUACCGCUAUUCCUUCACCAGUGCAGGCCUCUCUUCUGUCACUACAAAUCUGGGGGAUGGCACAGUCAUGCAUUGUUGGGUCCCCAAAAUCCAUAAACAUUCCAAGCCCACGUUGCUUCUCAUCCAUGGCUUCGGUGCCAAUGCAAUGUGGCAAUAUGGGGAGCAUCUCCGCCACUUUACAACACGGUUCAACGUCUAUGUCCCGGAUCUUCUUUUCUUUGGCCGCUCAUUCACUUCUAGGCCUGAGCGUACCGAGUCUUUCCAAGCAAGUUGCGUGAUGAAGCUAAUGGAGGCGCAUGGCGUGCUGAGAAUGAGCUUGGUUGGGAUAAGCUAUGGCGGGUUUGUGGGGUAUAGCAUGGCAGCGCAGUUUCCAGAGGCUGUGGAGAGGGUGGUGUUGUGUUGUGCUGGUGUGUGCUUAGAGGAGAAGGAUAUGGAGGAUGGUUUGUUUAAGGUUUCGGAUUUGGAUGAGGCUGCAAGCAUUUUAUUACCACAAAAACCCGAGAAGCUAAGGCAAUUGAUAAGCCUUUCGUUUGUCAAACAAGCUAGGUUUAUGCCCUCUUGGUUCCUCUCAGAUUUCAUUAAUGUGAUGUGUAAAGGGUUUGUUGAAGAAAGGAGAGAAUUGAUUCAGACAGUACUCAAAGAUCGUUCACUUUCCGACCUUCCUGUGAUCAAACAGCCCACACUAAUAAUUUGGGGAGAGCAAGAUCAGAUAUUCCCUUUGGAAUUGGGGUACAGAUUAAGAAGGCAUGUGGGGGAAAAUGCACAGUUGGUCAUUAUCAAGAACGCAGGCCAUGCAGUCAACCUAGAAAAGCCCAAGGAGUUUGUCAAAAAUUUAAAACUCUUUCUGCUUGGUUGACAUUCACCCCCUUCCUCUACCUAUUUUCUGGUAGCAAUUCCACAAAAGCAAUUA